Molecule: messenger RNA, 759 nt
Organism: Danaus chrysippus (African queen)
Lineage: Eukaryota; Metazoa; Arthropoda; Insecta; Lepidoptera; Nymphalidae
Source: the annotation of a GenBank genome assembly
AUGGAGGCUGAAUCUGAAGUAGUUAAAGAAAAAAUUCACACUGAACCGAUCCUAAAUGACCCGCGAUACAUAACCUUAUUGAGUAUAAUACUGCUUUUGUUCACUCUUGUGUUUUGGUGGUGUUUUUCAAGACGUCGGCAUUUGAGGCGGUCAGUGCUACUAACGGGACUUUCAGAUUCAGGAAAGACUCUUUUAUUUGUGAGACUCUCUUACUCACAGUAUAGACAAACUUUCACAUCUAUGAAAGAAAAUAUCGAAGAAUAUAUAACAUCGAAUAAUGCCCUAAGAAUCGUAGAUCUGCCCGGUCAGGAAAGAUUGAGAAACAAAUUCUUUGAUCAAUACAAAAGCAGUGCUAAAGCCAUUGUAUAUGUUGUAGACUCUGUAACUAUACAGAAAGAAAUAAGAGAUGUCGCUGAAUAUUUAUACACCAUUUUGCUUGAUCCAGUAGUGCAGAGCAAUUGUCCUCAAUUUUUGAUUCUUUGCAACAAACAAGACCAGCCCAUGGCUAAAGGCAGUCAAGUCAUCAAAGGUUUACUAGAGAAGGAAUUAAACUUGGUCCGCGUCACAAAAUCUAGUCAGCUGCAAUCAGUGGAUUCAUCACAAAGCAAUAGUUCUCUGUACCUCGGAAAGCUCGGAAAAGAUUUUGAAUUUUCUCAUUUGAACUGCAAAGUGGAAUUUGCUGAGAGCUCAGCUAAUACUAGUGAUGAUGAUAAUCCCGCUGAUAUGAAGGCUUUGAAGGAUUGGAUCUCAAAAUUAUAG